AUGUCCAUCAUCAUCAAGCAGCAGGAGUUGGUGGGCAACGCGGUGUCUCAGCUGGCGCCGAUGGCCGGGGCCAUCGUGGGCAGCGUGGGCGGCCUGGUGACGCCCCUGGGCCCCGCGGCGGGGGCGGGGCUGGGGGUGGUGACGGGCGUGGGGGCGGCCAACUCUCUGGGCCUCGAGAUUGCCCGAGUGGAUCUCUCCAGCGCCAUGAUCAACAAGUACCGGGAAAAGAGUCAGGCGGUGGAGGUGACCAACCGAUCGCUCAUCGGCACUGCGAGACCUUAUAGCACGGAGAGCUUUGUGGAGGUGCCUUUGGUGCCCCAGGGCAAGCUGUGGCUGUGCAUCGCAGACCUGCCGGAGCCAUGA
Molecule: messenger RNA, 363 nt
Organism: Effrenium voratum
Lineage: Eukaryota; Dinophyceae; Suessiales; Symbiodiniaceae
Source: the annotation of a GenBank genome assembly